UCCAUGAAUCACCGUGUGACCAUAAAUCUCCAUCGCUGUUGAACAACCGGUCAUACCCAGAACGCAGCCGGUCAGGAAGACAGGUAGUGAUGAUCAACUAGACUUCUAGCUACAGGUUGACAGUGCCCAGAGGCGACCUCAAAGCGACAAAGAAGAGGAGCAAAAGGAGCUAAAGAAGGAAACUUGUACUGUCUGUUUAUUAUUCUUGUCCAUGAUGCGGGACUCUGUCUUCAACUGCUGUGUUUCCCCAUCCCACCCCCCUGGAGGAGCAGAGGAGCAUCAUGAGCAUAGUAGCAGAGCUCAGGCUCAGCCCCCUAAUGAUAGGCGUUUCCUUAUAUUCUUUGACUUUGAUGAGACCCUUGUGGACGAGUGCAGCGACGACUGUAUGGUUACCGCGGCGCCUGGUGGAGCCCUGCCCGGUUGGCUGAAGGACACGUACCGCCCUGGCCACUAUAAUGAGUACAUGCAACGUGUGCUGGCCUUCCUCGCCGAACAGGGGGUCACGCCGGCAGCCAUCAGAAGCACAUUGCAAAAGCUCCCUCCCUGCCCUGGCAUCCCAGCCUUAAUGCAGUUCUUGCUUUCCCAGCCAUCACGUGACUUUGAGGUCAUUUGUGUGUCUGAUGCCAAUACAGUCUUCAUAGAGACGUGGCUGCAGCACUUGGGGUUCCGCCCACUGUUUCUUCGCAUUUUCAGCAACCCAGCUCACUUUGAUGAUAAUGGGCAGCUGCAGCUUCGCCCCUUCCACUCCCACGACUGCCUGCGGUGCCCGGCGAACAUGUGCAAGGCGGUGGUGGUGAGACAGUACUUGGCCCAGCGCAUACGUGAGAGGGGUGGGCGACCCUAUCAGAAGGUUCUGUAUGUAGGUGAUGGUGCCAAUGAUUUCUGCCCAUCACUAACCCUAUCACCAGGUGAUAUUGCCUUCCCCCGUUGGGACUUCCCAAUGCAUAAACUGAUCCGAGAGAUGGGGGAAGCCAAACCUGGAGAGUUUAAGGCCACUGUGGUGCCCUGGAAGAGUGGAGAGGAUGUCAUUAGCACACUAAAGAAGAUAUUAGAGAGGCCUUAAAUAUAUUUAUGCAGCUUUUAUGGAUAUCAAGCCACAAGAAAGUUGUGCAAUCGUAUACACACUUAAAAUCAUAAUGAAAUGAAUAUGUGUUAUGUAUGUGUCAUUCAUACAUAACACUUAUGUACUGUUAUUUUUGAGAGGUGCUAUGAUAAAUGAUUAUUUAUGUGAAAAUGUGUCAUCAACUAAAAUAAUCUUUAUUGCUGUUAAUGAAAAAGAACCUGGUUGUAUUUGUUAUUUAAAUGUAACCUUUUAGAAAAAAGAUAACUUUUUAUAUUUCAUUUUAUCUUUAUAUAUCCAUGUAACUAUGAAAUACAAAUUGAUCUCAAUAGAUUUCAUUGGUUUUCCUAGACUGCUUGGUUAACAUGCCUUUGUGGGUAAACUAAUGUUUUUAUACUCAUACUGUGUUGGCAAGAUCUGCUGUAGUUAUUAAUUGUGUCUUUUUUUCUAUGUCUGUGAGCACAGAAACCGUUACAAAAAUUGACUGUCACAUUAUAGAUUUGAGAUCUAUGUAGCUCAAAAUGAGAUUUAAAGUCAUUUAUAUAACUUUCUGUCUCUUCUGUGUAUGUUUUUACCCAGAACCCAUUACUUACUGGUCAAGUGUUCAGUAUUUCUAUAUUUGAUAUUUUAUAAUCAUAAUAUCAGUCAUCUAAACUUUGUAUUUGUGGGUUCUGUCUUGAGAAGAAAAUGACAAAACAACAGAAAAAAUUGAAAAAUUAAACGAUUCACUGAAAUAAUAAUUUCCCCAGAUAUCAAUAUGGUUUUAUAUUUAGGCUUGAUGAUCACUCCUGUGACCUAUUUAGUUAAUUUCUUUAAAAUAACAAUUUUU
Molecule: messenger RNA, 1889 nt
Organism: Paramisgurnus dabryanus
Lineage: Eukaryota; Metazoa; Chordata; Actinopteri; Cypriniformes; Cobitidae
Gene: phospho1
Product: phosphoethanolamine/phosphocholine phosphatase 1
Molecular function (GO): phosphatase activity
Source: RefSeq, a predicted model, not a curated record